GUUGCAGCAGGAGAGAAGAUUCCCCUAAGGCAGGAAGAGAUUCUGCUCCGAGGCCAUGCAUUUGAAGCUAGAAUAUAUGCUGAAGACCCUAAUAAUAACUUUAUGCCAGGGGCUGGGCCAUUGUUGCACUUAUCCACCCCACCACCUGAUAGUUUCACCAGGAUAGAAACUGGAGUCAGACAAGGUGAUGAGGUUUCUGUUCAUUACGAUCCAAUGAUUGCAAAGCUGGUUGUUUGGGCUGAGGAUCGUCAAGCAGCACUGAGAAAGCUGCGAUACAGUUUGCAUCAAUAUAAUAUUGUAGGAUUAAGCACUAAUAUUGAUUUCUUACUGAGCCUGUCAGGACACCCACAGUUUGAGGCUGGAAAUGUGCACACUAAUUUCAUUCCUCAACACCAUGAUGAACUGUUUCCAACUAAAAAGGCAACCCCAUAUGAAGUUAUGUGUCAGGCAGCUCUAGGACUCAUACUGAAAGAGAAAAUGCUAACAGAUGCUUUUAGAGAUCAUUCAGAUGAUAAAUUCUCACCAUUUGCAUCCAGCACUGGUAGAAGAAUAAAUAUACGUUAUACUAGAAAACUGUCUCUGCUGGAUGGGGAAAACAUUGUGGAUGUAGCUGUAAGUUACAAUCAAGAAGGGUCAUACAACAUGCAGAUUCAAGAUAAAACGUUCCUGAUUUCUGGAGAGAUCUUCAACGAAGGUGAUUCAGUUUACUUGAGGUCUUCAGUAAAUGGAACAGUGUGUAAGUCCAAAUUGGUCAUUUUGGACAACACCAUUUAUCUCUUCUUUCCGGAAGGUAGCGCUCAAAUUGGCCUUCCUGUACCCAAGUACUUAUCUGCAGUGAGUUCGGUGGGAAUGCAAAGCGGUGCUGUAGCGCCCAUGACAGGCACAGUUGAAAAGGUGUUUGUGAAAGCAGGGGAUAAGGUUCAGAUUGGAGACCCUCUGAUGGUUAUGAUAGCUAUGAAAAUGGAGCAUACCAUAAGGGCUCCAAAGGCAGCAGUGAUAAAAAAGGUUAACUUCCAAGAAGGUGCCCAGGCCAAUAGACACGCUCCGCUAGUUGAAUUUGUGGAUGAAGAGGCCGAGUCAAAAUAAAAUUCAAAGAAGGUGCAUUUUAUUUUUUCUACUGUGCUGAUUUUCUCUCAGGAGAAGAUUUCUUCAUAUUUUCAGCAAACUGUUUUGUAUAAUAGAUUGGGGAAUUGGUUUCCUCUGCACUUCCUGCAUAGUUUGACUGUAAAUUAUGCUGACUUUACUGAAUUUGGAUAUCACUAUACUGUGAUUGUAUAUAUAACUCGUGGACCUACGUGAUUGUUGUUCAGUGGUUAUGUUUGCUUGUGAAAAGGCAUUAGACUGGAAA
Molecule: messenger RNA, 1348 nt
Organism: Fulmarus glacialis (Northern fulmar)
Lineage: Eukaryota; Metazoa; Chordata; Aves; Procellariiformes; Procellariidae
Product: methylcrotonoyl-CoA carboxylase subunit alpha, mitochondrial {ECO:0000250|UniProtKB:Q96RQ3}-like
Exons: 9
Cellular component (GO): mitochondrion
Molecular function (GO): methylcrotonoyl-CoA carboxylase activity
Source: RefSeq, a predicted model, not a curated record